Siniperca chuatsi (mandarin fish) is the source of this 9863-nucleotide messenger RNA. RefSeq names its product protocadherin Fat 4. The coding region runs from base 360 to 9527 and encodes 3055 amino acids. Gene Ontology annotation, cellular component: catenin complex; adherens junction; plasma membrane. Lineage: Eukaryota; Metazoa; Chordata; Actinopteri; Centrarchiformes; Sinipercidae. Gene Ontology annotation, biological process: cell-cell junction assembly; adherens junction organization; cell morphogenesis. Gene Ontology annotation, molecular function: cadherin binding; calcium ion binding. The record is from RefSeq and is a predicted model, not a curated record. The transcript has 16 exons.
GUGAACUAAUUUAUUUUAAGAUUAUGAGGCAUGUUUUCUUUUGAAAUACAUAUAACAACAAACUUUCAAUGUGCUGCAUUUUGGAGCACUUUUGGAAACUUUUUUUCCAUGCAGGAUUUGCAUAGAGUGAUGUCAAAGGGGCGUGUCAGUCAGGAUUACAGGCUGAGGAGAUUGAGUAAUCACUAUGGAUACAGCUUUUAGUUUUCCAUUUGUUGGUCUUGUGUGGAAGUAAUGCUGUGCAGUUUCCAGCACUUCACUUUUUUACCACCAUGUCUGUUUUGUUUUGCUCAGAAUCUUAUUCUCUUGCUUGAUUUUGAAAUUAUGACGAAGUAAGAGGCACUUAGGAAGUAAACUUUAUAAUGGACUCUCCUGGACAAUGGACAAAAUAUACACUUUUAUUGUUUAAUUUUCUGGUGUUUAAUACUACCUUCAUCAUACCUUCAUCUGGAAAUACAGUGAAUGUGAGCAGUGAGAGGCAAUUUGCAGAUAUAAUCUUAGGGCAGCAUACGCCUCCCUCCUGGUUUUAUACAUCUAUUGAUGCUGUGUCCAAGCAUGGCACAGUCAGCUUACACUCUCAGAACAGAUGGCAAACACAGAUGGCUUUCUCCAAAGCUGUUUAUUCAUUUGAAGUGAAAGAAGACACAGUACCAGGAACUGUUGUGGGAAAGGUGGAAACAGUGUUUGAGAGUCUCACGUCUAUCACAUACUCAGUGCAGGAGGAUGACGGAGAGAACCUGUUUCUCCUCAGCCCUCUCUCAGGGGAGUUCCUAUUAUCCCGCAGGCUGGAUUUCGAAGCACAAAGAUUCUACAUACUCACUGUGGUGAUGCAGCAGGGGGAUUCAGUAUCCAGUGUCAGGGUGUACUUCAAUGUGUUGGAUGUGAACGACAACCCCCCUGUUUUCAGUCAGGAUACCUUUUCUACUUCAUUGCUGGAAGACACAAGGGUUGGAACUUGCUUCCUGUCCUUGAAUGUGUCAGAUAAAGAUGAUGGUCACAAUGGAGACUUGAAACUGAGAGUGGUUGGUGGAGAGGAAGAGGAAGUGUUCCUCAUAAACUCAGCUGGUAGUUUAUGCCUGAACACAGAGUUAGACAGAGAGAGACAAUCCCUCUACAAUCUGACAGUGACAGCCAAUGACUGUGUCCAGCCUGAGUCUUUACAGUUCACCAGCACAGUGCGUGUUAUUGUGGUGGUUGAUGACAUCAAUGACAAUGCUCCUUUGUUUGUGUCAGCCAAAAUAGUCAGUAUACCAGAGGACACUGCACUUAAUUCUGUUAUAAUGACUGUACAUGCUGAGGAUGAAGACAUUGGCUCCAACGGAGAAGUUUUAUAUUAUUUAAAUAACACUUCUGGUGGCAUGUUUAGCAUUGAUAACAGAAGAGGAAAAGUAUACCUGAAAAGGGCAUUGGACAGAGAACAUCUAGAUACCCUGAAUAUUACUGUGACAGCUACUGAUAAAGGCUCACCCAGGUUGGCAACCACUAUGAAUCUCACGGUGCACGUCGAGGAUGCAAAUGACCAUGACCCCGAGUUCUCACAAAGCACCUACAGCCUGACAGUCAGAGAGGAUACCCCCAGAGGAACGAGUCUGUUUCAGGUUCAGGCUCUUGAUCGAGACAUCGGGACAAAUGGACAAGUGCGGUACAUAUUGACCCAGGGGGGUCCGUUUGUGGUGGACUCGGUGCGAGGUGUCAUCACAGUCAUGGAUAAACUGGACAGGGAGAGUGAUUCAAACUACAUCUUAAUCAUAACAGCUGUAGAUCAGGGGAAUAUACCCAGAUCUGCUACUGCUGCUAUCAGUGUCACAGUGUUGGAUGUCAACGACUUUGCACCCCUCUUUACUCCAGAAACACUCACCAUACAUGUAAUGGAGAAUGAGGAGGACCCCUCUCAGCUAACAUAUCAGGUCUCAGCUUUGGAUGAAGAUUUAGGCAUCAACAAGCAGCUUACCUAUUUUAUACAGAAAGAAAAUAGUGAUGGUUUGUUCUCCAUCACUCCCAGUGGCACGUUUCAAAUUUUACACAGCUUGGAUAGAGAGAGGGAAUCACUGUAUUUCCUUACCAUCAUUGCUGUUGAUUCAGGAUUUCCACCUCUAACAGGUACUCUAAGUGUACAUGUCAUAGUGGAUGAUAUCAAUGAUAACCGUCCAGAGUUUACUGAGGAAGUCUACAACACCAUAGUGUCUGAGGACAGUCCUAUAGGCACUGUGUUUGCCAUGAUAACAGCAUCUGACAUUGAUGAGGGUGUCGGUGGGGAAAUAAGGUAUUCCACGGAGAACCUCGAUGUGCCUUUUGCCAUUGACGAAACAUCUGGUGAGCUGUUUACAACCGAUGUACUGGACAGGGAGACAGUAGCCAUUUACAGCUUGAUGGUGAUUGGCAGUGAUAAGCAUCCUACUCAGUCUCUGUCAAGCUCAGUGCUUGUUACUGUGCUCAUUGGAGAUAUUAACGACCACUGGCCCCAGUUUAUGAACAGCCCCUAUGUGGCCUAUGUGCCCACUGAGAUGGCUCCAGGCUCAGUUGUUUGUGCAGUACAAGCAACAGAUGGAGAUACUGAGAUGAAUGCAGAACUACAUUAUUCAUUAUAUGGACUAAGUUCAGAUCUGUUUGUCAUCUAUCCAUAUAGUGGCACUAUAUUCACUUCAAGUGCUAUCCAGAGAUGGGAAGAUAUAAUUGUCAAUGUACACGUGGAAGAUGCUGGAGAAAAUCCUAAAUUUGACAUCACUACCAUCAGUAUCAGGUUCCAGAACGUCUCUGAUUUUCCAGUGAUGAAUGUGGACGUUCUGAGUUAUUCCCUCUCUGAGGACAAGCCAGUGGGAACAUUAGUGGCAGUUGUCUCUGCAGCGAGCAUCAGAGCUGAACCUGUCUCUUUUUAUCUAGCUUCUGGAAACUUUGAAGACAUGUUUCAUGUGGAGCAAUUAAGUGGAGCGUUGACAGUGGAGAACCCUCUGGAUUAUGAGAACAAAAAGGAGUUCACUUUGUUGAUAGAAGCUAGAGACUCUGGCUCGCCUCCUUUCUCAUCGUUUGCAGAAAUUCACAUAAACAUCAGUGAUGUAAAUGAUAACUUCCCUCAGUUCACCCAAGUCGAGUACAGGUGUGAGGUUUUUGAGAACUCCCCACCAUCCUGGGUUUGUGAUGUUCUUGCCAUUGACGCUGAUUCAGGUAGUUACGGCAUAGUGCAGUACAACAUAACAGAAGGAAACACUAAUAAUUUUUUUACAAUUGACCCUGAAAGUGGUUUAUUGAGCACCACUUCAAGUUUAGACAGAGAAAAUAUCCCUGAAUUCAAUUUAACAGUUAAAGCUGCCGAACUAAACAACCCUCUUCAUGAAGACAGAGCAACUGUUAUUGUUGUUGUUUUAGACAGAAAUGACAAUGCACCUCGUUUUUCACAGAUUUUUCUCACAGAGGUACCUGAGGAUUCCCCAGUUGGACACACAAUUAUACAAGUCACCUCAACUGAUGAUGAUACUGGUGCCAAUGCAGUAAUUAAUUACUCCAUAAUUGUCCAAAGUGAUGAUAUGCCAUUUAAUAUUGACGUCACCAGUGGCUACAUCACCGUUGAAAGACUUCUGGACAGGGAGAUGCAGGAUCAUUAUAUCUUGAAAGUAAAUGCAAAUGAUUCAGCAUGGAGCAUUAGCACCGACGUCACUAUAGUCAUUACAGAUGUCAAUGAUAAUAGACCAGUAUUUUCUGAUCAUUUUUACACUGUUGUCCUCCCUGAAACAAAAGAUAAAGAGGUGUUUGUUAUGCAGGUUCUUGCUACAGAUGCAGACAUGGGGAACAACUGUGAGAUUUUGUAUGUUAUUGAACCUCCGAAUGAGGAGUUUUGGGUGAACACUUCCUCUGGUGAAAUCAAUACAAAGCAGCCACUGAUGUUACAUAAUUCUGCUUUUGAAAUCUACCAAUUUACAGUCAUUGCAUUUGAUUGUGGCAGAGUUCCUCUGCACAGUAACGCCACUGUCACAGUGAGAUUAGAACCAUAUAACUACUACCCACCAAUGUUUUUACCUUUGCAGCCUCUGAUUGCUAUCCCGUAUCACAUGGCUGUUGGUACUGAGGUGGCCCAGUUUGCAGCAAUAGAUCAGGAUGUCAAUAACACCAGCGUUGGUAUUGAAUAUGUUUUGAAUGGAGGUAAUGCAUCUGAUUUCUUCUGGAUCCAAGCUGACAAUGGAAAAGUAAUGUUAAAUCAAAGUUUGAUGGAGAGCGUAAAUUUGUUUUUCACUUUAUUAGUCAUGGCAAAAGAUCAGGGCCACCCCUCUUUAUCAUCACAGACUGAAAUCACUUUUGAAAUUACUGGGAGGAAUCAAUUUUCUCCGAUCUUUAGAGAGCCAGAUGUCACAUUCACUGUUCCUGAGGACUUGUCGGUAGGAUCAGUAAUUGGGAAAAUUCAAGCACAAGAUGAGGAUUAUGGUCCCAAUGGUGCUAUCAUGUACUGCAUUACCCCAGAAAAUCAAUAUUUACCAUUCUCUGUAGGAGACUCCUCUGGGCUGCUAACACUGAUCAGAGAGCUUGACUUUGAAACAGAAGGUAUUUAUCAUUUCCAAAUCAAAGCCAUGGAUGGUGGCUGGGUCUCUAAAACUGGCAUGUUAAAUGUUACAGUGGUAGUUAUGGAUGUGAAUGACAAUCCUCCAGUCUUUUCAUCCUCAGAGUAUACCACUUCAGUGCCUGAAAACUCAGAAAGUGGAACAAAUGUCCUAGAUGUGAAGGCUCUUGAUGCUGAUUCAGGUGCAAAUGCACAAAUAUCCUACUCUCUCAUUGCUGGCCAUGUGGAUAAAUUUGCAAUUGAUUCAAGAAAUGGCACAAUCACCACUUUGGACGUCUUUGAUUAUGAGCAAGAGCAGAUCUUUGAUGUAACAAUCAAAGCUUCAAACAUUGGUGGUCAUGCUUUAUUUAGUUUGGCCCAUGUUGUCAUACAAAUCUCAGAUGUCAAUGAGUCCACACCUACAUUCAGGAAAAAAGAAUACAACUUUUUGGUAUUUAAAAAUGUACCUGUUGGAACUAGGAUUGGAAAAGUAACAGCUACAGAUGAUGACCAAGGCUCUGAAGGUCAGGUGUUUUACCUGAUGUUUGGUCAAAACAAAUAUAUGGGCUUUGAAAUCAAAAAACUUUCUGGAGAAAUAUACACAACUGGCAGUUUGAGGAAACAAGGCAACAGUCACAUAGUUUUAAAAGUUCUGGCGAAGAACUCUGGUGUUAUUACUGGCGUGGACGUAGACGAGACUUUGGUCCACAUCCGUGUCAUCGACACUAACGAUGCACCCAUAUUUACCUCUGCACUUUAUUUGGCGAAUGUGACAGAAGACAGCCCAGUUGGGGCAUCUGUGAUAACUGUGAGUGCUCUGGAUCAGGACUCCAUCUUUGACUGGAAUCGUUUCUUCUUCACUAUUGAAAAUGGAAACACAAACUUCUCUUUUGCCAUUGAUCCAUCCAGUGGUGUUAUUUCAGUAAACUCUCCACUUGACAGAGAACUGGUACAAGUUUAUAAUCUGACUGUUACAGCCACUGAUAAUGGCUCUCCACCAGCCACAGGGACUACAUAUGUCAUUGUGACUAUUGAUGACGUUAACGACAAUGCUCCCAAACUCACAUUCACUGAGGCUCAAGUGAAAGAAAAUCAGCCUCAAGGCACCAUAGUUGUCAGACUAAAUGCAUCUGAUUCUGAUUUGCCGCCAAACCAGGGACCUUUUACUUACUGGUUGGCAAAUCCUUCAGCAGGUAGUCCUUUUUCACUGACUCCUGAUGGAGUUUUAUACACCACACGGACUAUUGAUCGGGAACAAAUCUCUGCAUAUCGAGUCCUGGUGGCUGUUAGGGAUGCAGGGAUCCCUCUGCUGUCAUCAACAACAAUGAUCCACAUCAAGAUUGUGGAUUUAAACGAUAACCCUUCAUUGCCUAGAAACAUCUUCAUCGAGGUGAAAUAUUUUGGUAGUUCUUUCCAAGGAGGCAUGGUCGGAAACGUCCAUCCUGAGGAUCAGGAUGAGUCUGAUACAUUCAACUGCGCUAUCAAAAGUGGUCCACUUAAUAUGUUUACAGUAGCUAAUGGCACGUGUGAGCUGUGGUCGUCUCCUUUUCAAGGCGAGGCUACAUUUAACAUCACUAUCGAAGCUACAGAUCAGCUUCACCUCCCAGUCAACAACAGCAUCUAUGUAAACUACAAAGGAUUCACAAAUGCUUCUAUAGACAGCUGCAUAUUAUUCUAUGUGUCAUCAUCCUCAAUGGAAGAGUUUUUGUCUAAUAAUUAUUUGCGAUUUGUGAAAGCUCUGGACAGUCUGUUUAACCUACAGGCGUCUAAGACUCAUGCAUUUGGAAUGAAACAUAUUGGCAGUGAAAUCCUUCUAUUGGCUGCGGUUAAAAAUUACAACGGUCAAUAUCUUAGCAGAGAGGUGGCCAGUGGUAUCUCUGCAGGCCAUAAGAAAUUACUGGAGGCUCAGAGCAAUGUGACGAUUUCUCACAUCACCAGUGAUCCAUGUCUCACCAGCCCUUGUCAAAAUGGGGCAACGUGCAACAAAAACAUUUACAUCACCCAGGAUGUUGCUGUUCUGGAAAGCACGGCAGUCAUCUUUGUGUCACCGCAGAAAGAGAUUUUUAAUUGUACCUGUCCAGCCGGCUUCACUGGGACACUGUGUGAAGAUGACAUUGAUGAAUGUGAGGUGAAUCCCUGCGAGAAUAAAGGCACAUGUGUGAAUACUCCAGGAAGUUUCUACUGUCACUGUCAGAGUGGCUUCUCUGGCUCUGUCUGCUCUACAGAUGUAGAUGAAUGCCUGAAGGUGAAUUGCCAAAACGGAGGAACUUGUAUUCCCACUCGUGAUAGAUAUCACUGUCACUGUGUGCCGGGAUUUGAAGGAGAAAUGUGUGAGCAGUUCAUAGACCACUGUAGAUCAACCCCCUGUGUUCAGGGCAGCUGCGUCAAUUCACAGACAGGAUUCUCUUGUCAUUGUCCCUUUGGAGUCAGUGGAGUCCACUGCGAGGAGCACAGUUAUGGCUUUGAGGAGCUGUCCUUCAUGGAGUUUCCCCCGUUGGAUCGCAGCACAAAUUUAAUCUUUCUAGAGUUUGCGACAGUGCAGAGGAACUCCCUGCUCCUGUACAACCCUGGAGGAUCAUCCAGCAGAGAGUUCUUUGCACUGGAGAUACUGGAUGGGACUAUACAUCUCUCUUAUGACCUGGGCUCAGGACCUGUGAGGCUGCAGACAAACAAGAAAGUGGCAGACGGAUAUUUUCACAGUGUUACUGCCAGGAGGACUGGCAAUAUGGGUUCUUUGCAUGUGGACAACUGCACAGAUGUGAUUGUUGAGAACAAUGGAUUUUGUUUUUCACAGAGUGAUGGCAGAAGCUUAGAGAGUACAUUAGAUGUUGGCAGUAAUAUGACAUUUGGAGGACUGAGGACUUUUGAAUCUAUUUUACUGCAUCCUGCUCAGAUAAAAACCCAUGAUUUUGUUGGAUGUAUUCAUAACAUUCAUGUGAAUGGCAUCCUGCUGAGACCUUCCAUGGCCCUUGCAACAUAUAACAUCCUUGAUAGGUGUCCUCGGGCAACACCAUCCCCAUGUCACAGCAACCCAUGUAAGAACGGCGGCAUGUGUCAUGACCUUUGGUCUGACUAUCUUUGUGAGUGCAAAAACCCUUUUACUGGAAGCAACUGUGCCAAAGAAAUUUCAGAGGAGCUUGUGUUGCGAUUCAAUGGGAAUGACUACAUUGAGUAUGUCAUCAAGGAGCGAUUCAGGAGAGACUACCUGUUAAAAGACUUGCUGGAUGAUGAAAAAGAGGAAAAUACCAGAGAACAAAGAAUAAUUAACAUCAAGUUCAAGACCCAAGAUAAUGGCGUGUUAAUGUUUGUUGCUGGACAGACAAGAUACAUUAUGCUGAAGAUAAAAGACAGAAAACCUGUGUACAUUUCCAGAGAUACACUGUCAGGACACCUUUCAGAGUUCACUGUGGGCUCUCCCGUGGCUGAUGGGGUCUGGCAUGUCCUCUCCUUGUCCAGCAAUGGACAGAACACUUUUCUGAUUGUGGAUGGUAAACCAGUCUUGAACAUCACUGACCAAAGUAUGGAUCUCACUCCUGUUAGUGUGGAAAAGAUUAUUUUUGGUGCAGCUCUGACAGGUGAUUCAAAACUCCAACAGUCAGGGUUCACUGGAUGUGUGCAGUAUUUCAAUAUGACCGGUUACACUCUGCCUGUCAGUGGACACAGUAUGAUGGUGGACGUCUGGCCGAGCUUGACUCUUGUCCAGUCGAGUUGCAGCUCUCCUGGGGUAUGCCUCACCUCCCCCUGCUCUGAGGAAGACACAGCCAGGAGGGGUUGUCUCUCUUCACACUGUCAAAACCAGUGGAGGUGUGGACCUGCUGUGCAGAACAGGUCAUGCAUCUGUUUACAUAAUGUCUCCGACCACACCUGUGACAUCUGCAUCUCUACAACAGAGAGCAGUGAUCGAUGCUCUGAGGCGCAGGGUAGCGUGCCUCUGUGGCUCAUAGCUGUGAUUCUUCCUCUAAUCUCCAUCCUGGUGAUUAUAGGAAUGUUUGUUGCCCUUUACAGAGUGAGGCGGCAGAAUGCAAAGUGUCAGAGUCAUAGCUCGCCACAGAAAACAGAGCAAGGGACAGACAACGUAACGUUUUGCUUUGAUGACAACAGAACGGUCACAGAUAUUGCAUCUGCAGAAAAAGAGAAACAACAUGACUCGAUGAGUGCUGCUCAGCAGAGGUUAAGUGUGGAGUUUUACUGUGAUGCCAGUCUGUCAAGUGUUCAGCCGGUGCCAAACUGUGAGCUGGAGUAUUAUGAAAUCGGCAGCAUCUCUAGUGCAUUUCAUUCAGACACUGCCUCACUAAAGCUCAGCUGGCACAAGCAUUUGUACAGCACAAAGUGUAUGAAAUCUGAUCCUAAACGGUGGGGAGAUUUGAGGACUUUGUUAGCAGGAUUUAAGAAAGAAUGCUCCAGUGAAGAGAGGGCAAAAAGUCCUACGAAGCCUCAAAAUGUGGUGUCCCUAAACAAGCAGUUGUUGACCAAGAUUGAUACGGAGCAGUCCCAGCAUUGUUACAAGAAGAUGUUCCUACAACCAGAGUUCCUGGAACCUGUACAACGCCUCACUUUUGAAGAAAUUAGUAAACUAAACACUCCUCUGGAGCAAACAAUGUCACAGCGAGCAUUCCUAUGGUCCAAACCUGCCAAGUCCACCACAAUGGUCGAUGUGUCAUCUGAUAGUGAAACAGACAGCACAUUCACUGGCUCACAGUAUGAGUGCGGACAGUUUUCUUUCACCAGGAAAUAUAUACAUGACCAGUCUUCCCCGUCAGUGUGCAGCUUCAGACAACAAGACAUCUUGCCUGUCAGCUCAUUCUUAAAACACACCUGUCAUUCUGCUGCAGGCCAGUAUAAAGCUGAAAGUGCUCUCUCCAGUAUGUGUGAGCAAUGGGAAAAUAUUUUAAAUAUACACAUACCUUUCAACAGCUAUGCUUCCGUAUUUGAGGAUAUUGCACGUCUACCCACUGAACCCAGCCAUAGCUAUGACAUGCAAAGUGACAUAGAGGAAACUAUUUGAUGGUCGUUAUAUAGGUGUAGCCAAUGGGUCAGGUGGUGGCAGUCGGUAAAUUACACUUUAUUUAAAUAAUUUUGAUAUAUUAAAACAUGGCAAUCCUAAGUUUUAGUUCGGACUUUGACCAGGUUCUGAAUAAGCAGUGAAAUAUGUUUUCACUUAGACCAAAGCUCUUGAUGUUUUCAUGUUUACUUUCACUUUUUGCUGGUUUUCUCUGAAGACUUAUCUGAUUAAAGUUUAUUUUUACAUCUUAAGAGCAACCAGAGGAUAUCUGGUGAUGAUGCUUAAAUGUAUAAAACCCAUGUAAAGUAUUCAUAUGUCACUAAAUGUCCUAUUUAUCCA